Molecule: messenger RNA, 933 nt
Organism: Symbiodinium sp. CCMP2456
Lineage: Eukaryota; Dinophyceae; Suessiales; Symbiodiniaceae
Source: the annotation of a GenBank genome assembly
AUGAGCAAGCUGCCGGUGUCGAACACAGGCUACAGCUACCCACAGUUUGUGGAGCGCUUCAAGGACCAAUCUGCACAGCCCGUGGUGAACGAAGUUCGGGACUUCGUGAACCGCUUCCCGGCAAACCUCACACGCUUGCAAGCUGCACGCCGGAUCCAUGCUUUCCUGGCAGAGGUGACGCCGAAGCUGCAGGCGGCGAAAGCCUUCCGGGAUGGUGGGGAGAAAGUCGCCUCGGAGCUUGCGAACGAAGGCUUGGAGAAGUUUGUGGUUCUGAAGCUGUACAAGUUGCUCUUCCGCCACGAUCCCGCCGACAUCCGGGAGGACGAGAGAGUGGAACAGGCACUUCGAAGCGCUGCCAAGGGGGCGAGUGCGAUCCAAGCAGCCGUCACCAAGUUCGACGCCAAGCAGCUCGAGGUGUUCGAUGCUGCAGUGCUGGAGCUGCAGAUGGUGGAGCAGCACAGGGCGCCACGAGAUAAGCUGAGCUGCUUCGUGAACGCCAUCCGGCUCGUCGAGAGCAUCGUGGUGGAGCGCGUCUUCCGGCAAAGAGGAGACGGCCAGCAGACGAACUGGGAGCAGCUUUUGGCUGCACUCAUUUUGAAGGCUUCGCCCCCAAAUCUCUAUUCCAAUCUGGAGUUUACUGCAGCUUUCAGACAUCCAUCGCUCAUGGGCCCCGAUGAGCGGAAAGCCCUUGCCGACCUCGCCAGCGCUUUCCUCGCAGUCAUCGGCGGCAGCUCCCGGCGUCUUGCUUCCGCUGAGCUCGCCGAGAACUCUGUUGGCCAGUCUGGCUCUAUGCCCUUGUGGCUGAUGGAUGCUGGUGUCACUUUCAACUUUUCAGACCGCUCCCCUGAUGACCUCUCCCUGGGAGAGGUGGACGAACUCUUGGACGAGUACCAGAGGAUGAUUCGUGCCAUACGAGACCUCAUCUCCCCUUAG